GCCAACUGCUCAGUACCAGUAGAGAAACCAUCGUGUUCGGAGGCGAGAACGAUAGCUGCCUGUGCUGAAGUGCUGAUUGUUUUUUUUAUUGAAGGAUCUAGUGCUCACAAAAAUACUGUGCUAAUGGUGGUUCUCGAGUCCAAAGGGAUGUUGACUGCAGGCAGUAAUCAAUAUUUACAACCGGAUUACCUGUCUCCACUACCCACCACGCUGGACGCCAAAAAGUCACCCCUCGCGCUCCUGGCGCAGACAUGCUCCCAGAUUGGAGCAGACUCUUCCAAACCUCUGCCUUCUGAGAAGAAGAAGGAGGAGGAGAAGAAGGAAAAGUCGACCCCAACACCACAAGACUCCACACGACGCUCUCCGGCGUUUAAGCCGUACGAGAGCGCCACCAAGAAGAACAUGACUGAGGAGACAAACAACGAGGAGAAGACCUCUGGCAGGAAGACCCCGGCCAGUCACCCCUCCAGUGCCAGGUCCCCCUCUAACUCCAGCAAUGGAGGUGGAUCCUCGGGGGGUAUUACCAAGGAGGAGAGUGGGCGUCGGAGUAUCGAGGCCAGUGCCACCUCCUCGGCCUCCACCACACCCAUCAUCAGGUCGGGCCUCGAGGUGCUGGCUGGCCACCCAAAAGAUGUUCCCCUUGGCACCUACAGGACUGGAGUGCCGACACUGCUGUCCCCAGGCUACCCUGGCCUGGAGAGUCACCCUGCCCUGCGAGGUGCUCACCCUGGCCUCAUGCACGGUCUUGGCCUACACGGACUACCCUCCACAUUGGCCUCCGUCUACCCAGGCGCCGCUGCCGCCGCCCUCUACUCCUCCGCAGGCCUCCACAGUACCGCCUGUCUGUCUCCCUCAAUCCUGGCCUCGCCUUACCUAACCUACACACGUGUUAAAACUGCAGGAGGUGGCGAGGCUGUAGUGCCAGUGUGUCGUGACCCUUACUGCACCGGGUGCCCCUACUCCGUGCAGAACAACCACCUUCUACAGUCAGGUGGCGCCUGCCCUCCGUCAUGUACACAGUGUGAGCAGGCAAAAGCAGCGUUGAGUGCCCUGCCCGGUCUUUCAUCCUUACCCUCGUCGUCCCUGGUGCCCGCCAGCAGUAUCCUGCCGCCCACCUCCGUGGCUGCGGCUGCUGCUGCCUCCCUCUACUCUCCCUCCCCCUCCUCACUCCUUACCGCACCUCCAAGACCCUACUUGUGCAACUGGAUAGCCGGGGACACCUACUGCGGAAAGCGGUUUUCCACGUCUGAGGAACUGCUACAACACCUCAGGACCCACACCAACAUGACUGCCGACACCACCUCCCUCAGUCUUCUUUCCAGCCCUCUGCAUGCCCACGCCGCCCUUCUGGGAUCAGCUCACUCCGCCCUCUCCCGGCCUGGCAUGCCCUACCCUCCGCCCGCCCUGUCCCCCCUGACGGCCAGCAGGUAUCACCCGUACAACAAGCCCACCUCCCUCUCUGCGUCAGCCGCCCUCACACCAACACUACCCGGCCUCUCUCCUUACGCUUCUGCUCUCUCAGCCUAUCCUCCAGGUUACCCCUCGCCCUAUGCCGGCCUCUACCCCAGGCCGCCCCUCUGAUGUGCGCCCUCCUAAACUAAGUGAGACCUCCGGGACUCACAGCUCCGGCAGGUGUGGGGGGGAAGGAACGUGCUGGUGAAACUCAUAUCAGGUGCUAUAAUCAAAAAGACCCGCCCCUUAGAGGCGACUGUGCCAAAGCAUCUGCUCAGCAGCCAGUGAGAAGUGGUACUCAGGCCGCCGCCGGUUUAUAGCGGGGCGAGGAGAGGCGCUGUGGAACUCUCGGGGAGUGACGCGCCCCUCCUGGCGGUGUGUGGCUGGGGUGGCAGUAGCAGUGUGGCGCCCUCAGUCGCCGCCGCCACAUCACCUCACCACCGCCGCCGUCGCCCAUCAGGCCUCCAGGACCGCACAAAAAUCUCGCCCAGGAAUUAUAACAGUUUAUUGAAAAACAAAAGCAGCAUCAAGUCUGCGAUGGGAUUCUCUUGGCGAAUAUUUUUGUGCUUAAUGAUUCUUUCAUUUGUUUUUUGACUGUGAUAGCCUAAGUUUGUACAUAAUAUCCUGUAAAUAUUUUUCUCAGUGGUGAAUAUGUAUAUUGAAAGUUAUUUGGAAUUAUGCCUAAUUAUUAAAAUAUAUGAGUUUUCUAAGAGAAACCUCAUGGUUUUGAUUUACCUUGGACUGCCUGACUACCCCAAGUGCACACUGAAGGUAAAGUGUAAACUUAGGCAAGCAACGCUCCCCAGCAGCCAACCAAAGCGAAAGGUUUAUAACAAAACCAUAGUCGUGAUCAAUGACUUACUAUGUUUAUAUUUUUCUGUUGAAUAAAAUCCUGAAAUGAACCAGAUUGCACCAAUGUUUUCUCCACAUAGGCUUUUAAAAUUCAUGACUAUUUUUCAAAUGCUUCAUCUUCAUUGUUCUGUUUUGCACAAAGAACAUAUCUAGUCUGCUCAACUUGAGAAAUAUGUGCAACUUUCUAUGUACCUUAAAUUAAAAAUUUACCACUGCUAUUCUCCACAAAUAUAUAUCUAUAUAAAUUGCACGCAAUAAAGAAAACAAAGUCAGA
Messenger RNA from Homarus americanus (American lobster), 2578 nucleotides. RefSeq names its product zinc finger protein Noc-like. The transcript has 2 exons. Gene Ontology annotation, biological process: negative regulation of DNA-templated transcription. The coding region runs from base 124 to 1581 and encodes 485 amino acids. Lineage: Eukaryota; Metazoa; Arthropoda; Malacostraca; Decapoda; Nephropidae. Gene Ontology annotation, cellular component: nucleus. The record is from RefSeq and is a predicted model, not a curated record.